Molecule: messenger RNA, 1623 nt
Organism: Malassezia vespertilionis
Lineage: Eukaryota; Fungi; Basidiomycota; Malasseziomycetes; Malasseziales; Malasseziaceae
Exons: 1
Coding region: 1-1623 (540 amino acids)
Biological process (GO): protein phosphorylation; intracellular monoatomic cation homeostasis; intracellular signal transduction
Molecular function (GO): ATP binding; protein serine/threonine kinase activity
Source: RefSeq, a predicted model, not a curated record
AUGCAGCUGUCCCCUACUGAAGCGUCGCAGCCAAAUGCGUCGGAAGACGUAGCCGAGCCAAACUCAACAAGUCCUGAAAACAAUCUUGUUUCCCAUGCGGAUACGGCCGCCAGUCAAGCGCAGGCCCCUGCGCCACAAGCCCGGCAGGCCCCUGCGGUGAAUGGCGAACCUGCACCCACUUCAUCACUGUCUGUUCCUCUUGAGGAAAAGGUCAAGGAAAGCAGCGGUCGGAAAAUUUUUAGACGCAUGCUUCCGAGCAGCCUUGGUACGCACGCCGAUCGUGAACUCGCUCCGCCGCCGAACGCAGUUUCGCCACGUUCGCCCAACAUGGAGAAGUUCAACGUGCCCGGCACGGAUGCUGAGGAAUCCGCAUUGGCGGACUCUGUGGAGAGCAUGAAUUUGAAGUUUGACGGUUACUCGCCAAGCCCCACCCCGCCUGCUGAAUUCCGCUCCCGUCAAAAUUCGUUGGGGGGUAUGGAGCAUCCCAGUGCUACCUGUGGAAACCGCUUGACUACGACUGCUCUAAGCGACUUGGAUGCUAAGGUCAAGGUCUCUGGACCUGAAAAAGGCAAGUCGCCUGGUUCCGCUUUUCGAGACAUGAUUCUCAACAGUCCUAUGAUCCCUCGUCGAGGCUCCACCGCGAGUCACCGGUCCGAUGGCAGCGCUAGUGGCAAGUCGUCCAAUGCACAGAAGGACACGAAGAAGAAGACCGCAAAAGGGUCCAACUCCCCAGGCACUGGCACUGGCGAAGUAGCCAGUCUCAUGAAAAAGUACGGGACGUGCGAGCGUGUAGCGAUUGGCAAAGGGGCCACAGCGGUGGUUCGUAUCGCGCACAAAUGGGACGAGAGCAUUGAGAAGCUGUACGCCGUGAAAGAGUUCCGCAAGCGCCGCAAAAAUGAGACAGAGAAGGAAUACGUGAAAAAGCUCACUUCCGAGUUUUGUAUCUCCUCUACUUUGCACCACACCAAUGUGGUAGAGACUGUGGACCUUGUCCAAGAUGAUAACAGGCACUGGUGCGAAGUUAUGGAGUAUUGUCCAGGCGGCGAUUUGUACGCGGCGAUCAAGAAAGGUAACCUCACUGAGUCGGAGAUUCAGUCCUACUUUAAGCAGACUGUUAUGGGCGUGCAUUACAUGCACUCUAUGGGUGUGGCGCACCGUGACAUUAAGCCCGAAAACCUUUUGCUUGACGGUGCUGGUCAUAUCAAGAUCACCGAUUUUGGUGUCAGCGAUGUGUUCCGCAUGUGCUGGGAAAAGUCGACGCAUUACAGCAAGGGGCUCUGUGGCUCCGAGCCUUACAUUGCACCCGAGCAAUUUGAGCAGAAGGAGUACGAUGCUCGGCUUGUGGACAUUUGGGCUAUUGCGGUCGUGUUCUACACGAUGCAGUGUCAAGAGCUGCCAUGGAGGAUUGCAAAGAUGUCAGACCAAGCCUUUCAAGAAUUUGUGCAUUCCUACCUCAACACGACGAUUCCCAAGCCGUUGCCAAAUCUUUCGCCGCGCGAAUGCAGGCCUCUGCUGAAGAAGAUGCUUUGUCCUGAUCCGAAAAUGCGUAUCAUGACGGAAGAGAUUCUCAAGGAUACUUGGAUUACACAGAUCCCGAAUGAUGUGUCGCCAGGCUCGUCGUGA